This is a messenger RNA of Poecilia latipinna (sailfin molly), 4291 nucleotides long. It is a transcript of the gene twf2b, whose product is annotated as twinfilin actin-binding protein 2b. The record is from RefSeq and is a predicted model, not a curated record. Gene Ontology annotation, molecular function: actin monomer binding; chromatin binding; actin filament binding. The transcript is spliced from 11 exons. Gene Ontology annotation, biological process: actin filament depolymerization; barbed-end actin filament capping; regulation of lamellipodium assembly. Bases 2520 to 3626 code for a protein of 368 amino acids. Gene Ontology annotation, cellular component: cytoplasm; Set1C/COMPASS complex; actin filament. Lineage: Eukaryota; Metazoa; Chordata; Actinopteri; Cyprinodontiformes; Poeciliidae.
UUUCUCCAAAAACCUGAAACAAAAAAGCAAAACAAGCUUUCAUGGAAAGCACCAAAAUGCAAAUAUUUCAGUGAGACUCACUGUGUCCAUAUGUGAUAAAGACUGAAAACUGUUAUUUUUUUUAUGUCUGUUGUUCACAACUUUGACAAAGAUGGAAGAAUAAUGUCGAAACAUGUCGCGUAUAUUUCAGCAAUGUGAGUGUUGAAUAACAAAAUAAACUAAAGUGCAAAGUUUGGAUGCUGCUUUGGGAGACUUUUGCUUUUAAAAUUUUUAAUUUUCUAUAGCUUAAAAUAUAUAAUACUUCAUCACAAAGUUUUCCAGUUGCAUAAAUUCACACUUAGUCCAACACCUGAGCCUCGUUUCCCUUAGUUGAUUGUUUUUGUAGCUCAACGUAGAUUGGCUUGUUGAGAUGGUGCUAUUCUCAGUUCAUUUUCCAUAAUUAUGUCAUUUAGUUGUAGUGAACGUUUGGAUAAUUUGGAGUAUUGGAAACUGGAAACUGAAGGAGCUCUGAGAAUCAGAGACAGUGAUGUGUCUUCGUGCGUCUAAAACUUUGUCUUCCUGAAGCAGAGGAGGGGGUGGGAGCCGCGCUGAAUAAUGUAUACAUGCUUGGGUAGUGUACUCACCACAGAGUGAAUAAUGGAUGAUCCCAUCACAGGUAACCUCACAGGCACACACUUGUCUCUCUCUUACCGACACCCGUGUGUGAGCAUGUAUGUGUGUGAGCAAAUCAUGUGUGAAUAAAUGAAAGAAAUCCAAGUUACAGCAGUUUAAACUUGUACCAAUUCAUUCUCAUUCUCUCUAAACUUUUAGAGCUUCUGGUGUCUUUUCUCCUCGUUAGCUCGUUUUUGUGUCUGGUGAUUGUGAUACCAACGUCUAUCCAGAUAUUUUACAUCACUAUGAAGCUCCUCUUACAUAAAAGUCGGUGUGGUGUUUCAUGUCGAACCCUGCCUUACUAACGUACUGCUUCCCCUUAAACUUUUUCACCUUUUCAUUCACCACAACCACAAACUUCAAUAACUUUAUUAGGAUUUUGUGUUAAAGACCAACAUAACAUUGUGAAUAACUGUAACGGGGAUCUGAAACACUUUUUUUCUUGUUAGUUUUUGUUUUACAAGUAGAAAUUUGAGCCUCUGAGGUUUUUUCCCAGGAUCGCCUUGCAUCUUUGUCCAUCCGUUUCCCCAUGAACUCUUACCAGCUUCCCUGUCUCCACCUACAAGUUUCAAGGUCGCCAAUGUUUGCUCAGUUUGUUGUUUUUCUGCCACACAGCGUUUUUCACACAGGCCACACAUUUGUCACUAUUGUAUAUAUUUUAGUGCUCGAUUAAAAAGUCGUCCAAUCGACAGAUAUUCUACCUGAGCAGUGGAUCUCUGCACCUCCUCCAAAGCUUGCUCUGAGCUGCACUGUUUUCAUUUUGUGAAGUUGAAUUGAAUAGAUUGGUAAAACGCUCAAUGCAGGGUUUGUACGGGUUCAAUCUAAUGUUUUACUAAAAGCCCAGAUUUACAGUUGAAACCAGAUAUUUGUAUUAAACUUCCCCUGAUUAGUUAGAAUUACCAAAAUUAUUCAAUGUGAUACAUUUUUAUUAUAUUUACUUUCUUCCUGCUAUAGAAUGUAGAAUACUAUCAAGAAACAUUAUUAAUAACAUAAUGUCACAUGUUAAAUGAUAUUUAAUAGUGAAUUGAAACUUUUUACUUUAAUUUGUGUUAUUUUAAUCUCCAAAGUGUGAUGCUGGAAAAGUAAAAGAAAUACCUUGAAAGUGCUUGAAAAGUGCUGUGGGGAAAGUGUCAAAGGUUGACAUGUUUCAUUUAAUUUUAUUCAUAAUUCACUAAGUUUGAGGCUUUUGCAUGACGAAAACGUUGUGAAGACUUUAUGAUAAAAUGCCACCUGGUGAGUUUUCUGAGGUUGUACCUGUAGCUCUUCAUUCAUCCACUCUCUGCUCACAGGCACAAGAUGUACUGGCUGCAGGUUCGUGGGAAGGGGGAACUAUGUUCAAAUGUAGCGAUCAGAUUCUGGCCUGGUGUCACAUUUCUGUGAGCAGGUGGCUGGAAUUUGAGAUCACGCUGCUCCAUCUGCCUGAUUGUCCAUUCUUUGUGAAGGAGUGCUAAAAUGUCGUUACACGCGACACAGAAGCAGUUUCUGGAAACGCAGUUUUGAUCUCUGGCCUGAACAUCUCCGGAUCUCCAGGCGGGACAGGAAGCGACCCGUUUAAGGCUCCCCCUGGCGAGACCAUCACCGCUGCUGCCAUCGAUAUGCAAAGUGUUUUAAGGCGCCCAUUGGGGAGGCAUAUCCACUGACAGGCACAUUAUUAAUCAUUGGCCACACUUCCGGAGAUUGUGUUUCAGGCGUUAAGGGAGCUCCCGAGUCAUCCUCCAGGCGUUUAUGUCACUUGUACGUGCUUCUGUAUCUGUCUGCCGUCGGAGGAGAGGCCGCUCACCUGCAGGGAGAGAGAGGACACCGAGGACGUGGAAGGGGUCUCUGCUGCAUGAGACGAACGGGAAACCGUGAACAGCGACUGCCAAAAGAUGUCACACCAAACUGGGAUUAACGCUACACCCGAGCUCAAACAGUUCUUGGCUCAAGCGAGAAGAGGUUCCAUCAGAAUCAUGAAGAUCAUAAUCAGCAAUGAGGAGCUGGUGUUGGAUUCGUUCAGAGAGCCGGUGCAGAGCUGGGACAAAGACUACGAUCAGUUUGUGCUUCCUCUUCUCACGCCUCAGGAGCCCUGCUACAUCCUGUACCGCCUGGACUCCCAGAAUGCACAGGGAUACGAGUGGACGUUCAUCGCCUGGUCACCUGACCAGUCACCAGUGAGGCAGAAGAUGAUGUACGCUGCGACCCGUGCCACACUGAAGAAAGAGUUUGGUGGAGGUCACAUCAGAGACGAAAUGUUCGGCACAGUCGAGGACGAUCUGUGCUUUCAGGGAUACAUGCGCCACCGUUCCUCCUGCUCCUCUCCACCUCCUCUAUCGUCGGCCGAGCAGGAACUACAACGAAUCAAAAUCACAGAGGAUAAAGUUGUCUGGGAUGAACGCAGAAGAAUUGGAACCCCAACAGCGCGAGCGAGGGUCACAAUGGAGUUUGGUUUAGACAAGAGAGCUCAGACUCUUCAGGGUCUCGCGUUCCCUUUGCAGGAAGAUGCCAAACGAGCUCUGCAGCAGCUCAAGCACAAGCGCAUCAACUACAUCCAGCUGAGGCUGGAUGUAGAAAGAGAGACGAUCGAGUUGGUUCACACCAAACCCACAGAAACCCACGAGCUUCCCUUCAGGAUUCCCACAGACUCCCCACGAUAUCACUUCUUUGUCUUCAAGCAUUCCCAUCAAGGCCAGCUGCAGGAGGCGCUGGUGUUCAUAUACUCGAUGCCUGGCUACACCUGUAGCAUCAAGGAGCGGAUGCUGUACUCCAGCUGUAAGAACCGGUUACUGGACGAGGUGGAGCAAGACUACCAGCUGGAAGUCACCAAGAAGAUGGAAAUAGACAGCGGCGACGGUCUGACAGAAGACUUCCUGUACGAGGAGGUGCACCCCAUGGAGCACACCUUGAAGCAGGCCUUCGCUAAGCCCCGAGGCCCAGGAGGGAAGAGGGGCAACAAGCGCCUCAUCAAGGAGACAGGAGAGAACGGGGAGGAAAACUAGACAUUGCAUCCAUUAAUCAUACCCACAGAAAUUUAGAAAUGUUGAAGAAAUGAUCUGCUGUUUCACUGCUAACCUUCAGGCCACUGAUUCUCUGUUUUUAUUUCAAUUCAAAGUUUUUAAAGUGAAAUUGAAUGACAUGUAGAUCUCAGAUGCAUUUCCCCCUGUCCUCUGAAUCUCCUGCUGUCCGUCAUUGAGUCAGUCAACACACAGCCAAGGUUUUUACACAUCAAACAUCUGAAACUGAAUGUUACUGCUAACUAUAUAUUCUAUAUAUUUAACACCAAUUUGGCCUGUUGUUAAUGUUGGUGCAGCGUAUUUCUGUGGAAAUGUCUGUUGAAGGCCUGCAAAGAUGUACAGUGCACUCAAUAGUUAUUGAUAACCCUGCAGGAAACCUUGAAGCAAAUUAAUCUUUUAUCUCAGUAGUUUGAGAAAACAAAGAAACUUUAAUUUUAUUACAUUUAUUCAGUGGAGAAACACAGUUGAAUAUAAACUAACCCCACACUGCCUGUGUAAAAUAAAUGUUAUGAAAGCAUUUUUUUCUACUCGAUGUUUCAAGUUUAUUAGACGUGUAGGAACCUUUAAUCAGUAAUCAAUAACAUCCUGUAUUUGUUUGGUAUAAAUACAUUGUAACACAGAAGUAAAUCUUUCCUUAGCCUCUCUUAAAA